This is a messenger RNA of Symbiodinium sp. CCMP2592, 1053 nucleotides long. Lineage: Eukaryota; Dinophyceae; Suessiales; Symbiodiniaceae. The record is from the annotation of a GenBank genome assembly.
AUGGGGUACAUCUACCACGAGCGGCAGUUAGGCGGCUUAUGUGGUGUGCACUGCCUCAACAACCUGCUGCAGGGUCCUGCUUUUGGGCCCGGCGACUUGGCAGAGAUCGGAGUACACUUGGAUCAGCAGGAGCGCGCUCUGGUCCGAUCCCAAAGUUCACAAAGCCAAGGUGGUGCUGGUCUCGAAGGGCAGCCCUACAAUGUUGACAGUUCAGCAGAUGGUGGGAACUUCAGCAUUCAGGUGUUGACCGUCGCGCUUGAGCGAUACCAUCUGGAGCUAGUGCCAUCAAGGCAUCCUGAUGCCAAGGAAAAGAUGCAGGAUCCUGCCAGCGCAACUCAGGCAUUUCUGUGCCAAUAUCAUGACCACUGGUUCGCCAUCCGGAAGGUGCUGGAUGGGUGGUGGAACCUAAACUCCACCAGGAAGAGGCCAGCGCAAGUUGGUCCUUUCUACUUGGCUGCCUGGUUGGCACAGCUCCAGGCGGAGGGCUACACCAUCUUUCUUGUCCUCGGUUCUUUCCCAGAGCCAACGCAACCGUCCACAGAUGACCAACACGGGAUGGAGAACUUCCAUGCAGUGGCUGACCUGUUGGAGAAGGCCAAGAGCUCUGGUGGAAAUCCCGUGAUGAACGAGCCCGACUCUGACGAAGAAGGGUUGGCUGACUUUGUGGAGUUCUCCGAGCCCAUCCUGGAGACCCACAGCCGGGUCUCUUUGGCAGACGCCUGUGCUUCAAUGCGGGAGAUGGGCUUCGAGAAGCCGCAGAUCGACAUCGCCCUUCAGCUCGGUGCCCAUGACGGUGAGGUGGCGUCGCAAUUCUUGGCCAUAAUGCAUCCAAUCGAGAACCCGGAGGUCGGCACGAACCCUGAGGUUUGGGCCAGGGAGAUGCAGGCAUGCAUUCUCGGCCUGGAUAUGGUCAAUGCUUCCAUGGACAUUGUGGUGCAGGGGCUGCUGCGCAUCGGAACGCUGUUAAGCUAUCCGCAGGCGCUGAUGCGACGAGCUUUUGAGGACCCCAACCUGAAGUUUGACCUGCAGGCUGGAGGCCAAGUGUUUAGGUGA